Trypanosoma cruzi is the source of this 649-nucleotide messenger RNA. RefSeq names its product ATPase alpha subunit, putative. Lineage: Eukaryota; Euglenozoa; Kinetoplastea; Trypanosomatida; Trypanosomatidae. The annotation marks the transcript as partial. The record is from RefSeq and is a predicted model, not a curated record. Gene Ontology annotation, molecular function: ATP binding; ADP binding; proton-transporting ATP synthase activity, rotational mechanism. Gene Ontology annotation, biological process: proton motive force-driven ATP synthesis. The transcript has a single exon.
UGACGUGACGGCGUACAUCGUGACGAACGUGAUCUCCAUCACUGACGGCCAGAUCUAUCUCGAUACGAAGCUUUUCACCGGUGGCCAGCGGCCCGCAGUGAACAUUGGUCUCUCCGUGUCGCGCGUGGGUUCGUCCGCUCAGAACGUGGCGAUGAAGGGUGUUGCUGGUAAACUGAAGGGUAUUCUUGCCGAGUACCGCAAGCUGGCCGCCGACUCUGUGGGCGGGCAGCAGGUGCAGACGAUCCCCAUGAUCCGUGGUGCACGCUUCGUUGCGCUGUUCAAUCAGAAGCAACCGUCGUACUUCAUGAGCGCCAUCGUAUCACUGUAUGCGUGCCUGAAUGGCUACCUGGACGAUGUGAAGGUGCAAUACGUGAAGUUCUACGAAUACCUGCUGGUGCACAAGGACCUGAGCAUCAUGUAUGGAUCGGCGAAGAACAAGUUUUUCUACAUGUACAUGCACGAACUGAACUAUCUGAUCCGUUUCUUUACCCUAAAUAGCCCUGUCCUACACGACGAGCUUGAGGAGAUGCUGAAGCAGCACACACAGCUUUUCCUGCAACACUACCAGUCAAAGAUGAAUGCAAUAAAGAGCGAAAAGGAGGUGAAGGCGCUGAAGAACCUAUUGUAUUCCUGCAAGCGCGCUGUAUAG